AAUCGCAAAAAUUGCAAUUGUGUGCCGAAACCCAGUAAAUUUCCGGAACCAUUUUUCGCGCUUCGAUUUUUGUUUUUGUUUUUGCAGCAGCAGCAGCGGUGUGUGUGCCCCCUCGUACAAGAACGGUCGCGAAACCAAAACGCAUUCAAGGAAAAGCGCUCCAACCGGCAGGUCCUGUGUCACUCUCUCUCUUCACGUCCGUUAGGCUCAAUCAUCAUCCAACAAAAGCAAAAUGGCUGGCGGUAAAGCAGGCAAAGAUUCGGGCAAAGCGAAAGCCAAAGCAGUGUCGCGCUCCGCAAGGGCGGGUUUGCAGUUCCCGGUCGGACGUAUCCAUCGUCAUCUGAAAAACCGAACCACCAGCCAUGGACGCGUCGGUGCGACCGCCGCCGUUUACUCGGCAGCCAUCCUGGAGUACCUGACGGCUGAGGUGCUGGAGUUGGCCGGCAACGCCUCGAAGGAUCUCAAAGUGAAGCGAAUCACGCCCAGGCAUCUGCAGCUGGCGAUCCGCGGUGACGAGGAGCUGGACAGCUUGAUCAAGGCCACCAUUGCCGGCGGUGGCGUCAUUCCCCACAUCCACAAAUCGCUCAUCGGCAAGAAGGGCGGCCCCGAGUAAUAAGCAGUCCCGAGUUUUUUUUUGGAUAGCGGGGACAGUGAGAUGCAAGGGGGGGCGCAGACGAUAGCAGUCCCAUGCGCGAAAACAUGGGAAGAAGCAGAGAGGGAGAGAAAGGGAGAGGGAAGAGGAGGAGCAUUGGGGAUAAUCCAUUUGUAUGACCACAAUGAAAGUUUAUUUUUAAUCGUGAGCGUGUGUGAGAGAGCGUAUGCUUUUUUUUCUAUAUAGAACCUACGGUGUUAUAGAGACAGAGGAGAUAAAGAGGAAGAAGGGGGUGGGAGGAGAGAGUGGUUAGACGAGCGCGCGCGCUCAAACCCGAACGAAGGAGACUUUUUAGAAGGACUAGGAGAGGAGCGGUAGGGGCAGUUUGCAUUUUUUUUUGUCAUUGUUUUUACCUUUGAUUGCAUCGUCGUUAAGGCAGGACUCGUCGCGCACUAGCGGAAGAGGAUUGUGAGCUUUCGAACCAUAUAGAGAGCGCGCGCUCAUCCAGCCUUAACCACCACCUUGCCCCCCCGGGGGGGAAGGACGAUGAGUUCUGUUUACUUAUUGUGUCUUUUUUUUCUAUUCUUACUCUCUUUUUCCGAUCGCUCAACCUCAAUAACGAUAUAUUUAUAAGAAACAGUGAACCUACAUUUCACUACCACACACAGAGACUCGGAUUCUCGGGGGGUAUUUUUUUUUUUUUUGGUUUCCUUGGCAUAGAUAGGUCCCGCCAAUAGAUUCUACUACGUACUAAAAGAAAAAGGGAAAAGUGACGGGAGGGAGAAUCUUUCCGGGAUCCUCGACUGUUGGAAUCAAUUUUUAAUCGGGGGAGAAGCGCAAAACAAAACACGUCUACUACUACUUACGCUAAUAAAGAAAAGAAGAGUCUUAAACAACUCACCAUUGUACAACGACAGGCUCUAUACUUUCACGUUUUUAGCUUGCAUGGCGGGAGGACACGUUUCCAUUUCCGUUCGGAGCAAACCAUACCCCCAUCUCCCACACGCCGCCCAACUGACCUUAGCUUAACGGGCACAGCGAAAGACGCCAGAGCUGACCAGACGAUUGCUGCAAAACGGAGCAGAAACGAAAACGUAAAUGACUGUUCACACAAAUCUUCACAAGGUUACAGCAUCUUUUUCCUUUUUUCUUUUGGUUUGCCUGACGAAACACACUGCUCAUCGAUAUUGGGAUUUUGUACAAACAAAAAAGAGAAGAGGACGCGAAGCAGGAAAGAAAAGCCGAAAAAUUUUACACAUUACACACAGAAAGAGAGAGAGCGCAUUAGUAACAAAGAUGGAAUGGAACACAGCAUAGUGAAGUACCGCUAAUAGUGAGAGUUUUUCUUUUUUUGAUGAAGAACAAUAGAUGAAACAUACAGAGAGAGAGAGAGAGAGAGAGAGAGAGAGAGAGAGAGAGAGAGAGAGAGAGAGAGAGA
Messenger RNA from Anopheles merus, 2030 nucleotides. It is a transcript of the gene His2Av, whose product is annotated as histone H2A.V. The transcript has 5 exons. NCBI's taxonomy places the organism in Eukaryota, Metazoa, Arthropoda, Insecta, Diptera, Culicidae. Gene Ontology annotation, cellular component: nucleosome. The record is from RefSeq and is a predicted model, not a curated record. Gene Ontology annotation, molecular function: structural constituent of chromatin; DNA binding; protein heterodimerization activity. The coding region runs from base 233 to 613 and encodes 126 amino acids.